Messenger RNA from Zootoca vivipara (common lizard), 4614 nucleotides. NCBI's taxonomy places the organism in Eukaryota, Metazoa, Chordata, Lepidosauria, Squamata, Lacertidae. The record is from RefSeq and is a predicted model, not a curated record.
GAGGCUCGGGGUAGCUAGCAGGUGCCCCAGGAAAGGGUCUUCUCUGUGGCAGCCCCUAAGCUGCAGGACUGCUUCCCACUGUACAGCUUCUGGAGGAUGCGAAGAUGCGCCUCUCUCACCCUGACCUUGGACACUUAAGGUGUAUAUAUUUAGGACCCACCGUAUCUCUCUGGUGGCAAGUUGUUUGAACUGUUUUCAAUAUUGUCUUUUAAAGUUGCAACCAUGGGACCUUGGGCUGAAGGACAGGAAGUAAAUAAAUGCUCCUCUCUCUUUCCGGGCCAGCCUGUCAGCUGGAAAAACCCUGGAGACUUGCUUCUGAAGCCCAGGCCAGCUGGGUCCUUCUUUCUUGGGGAGACCUGCUCUCUUGUUUCCCAGGCUCUGCUCCUAUCUCCAUCUUUGCUGUUUCACCCCCAAUUCUCAGGUCCCCCCUUUUCCUUACCAUCCUUACCUUACCAGUAAGAGCUGUUUGGCAGAGGUUGGUGGUGCAUUCUCCUUCCUUGGGUGGCCUCUCGACACGGCUGCUUUAGCGGAGAGUCCUGCAUUGUAGGGGGUUGGACUAGAUGACCCUAGUGCAACUAGGAUCAUAGAAUCCUAGAGUUGGAAGAGACCACAAGGGCCAUCCAGUCCAACCCCCUGCCAAGCAGGAAACACCACCAAAGCAUUCUUGACAUAUGCCUGUCAAGCCUCUGCUUAAAGACCUCCAAAGAAGGAGACUCCACCACACUCCUUGGUAGCAAAUUCCACUGUCGAACAGCUCUUACUGUCAGGAAGCUCUUCCUAAUGUUUAGGUGGAAUCUUCUUUCUUUUCCCUUCCACCUCUACUGCUCUAGGCCUCUUUGAAAUUUUGUAUCUGCAUUUUUAGAUCUUAUUUUGAUUUAUGUAUAAAUUGUUUCAAUUUGGUUGUGUACUUUUUGAUGUGUUUUACUGAUCUCUAACUUUUGUAAUGUUUGUGAUUAUGUAAAGCUUAGCAUGUUGCUUUAACUAUGGAAAAGUGGCAUGCAAACAAAAUGAGGAAGACGAGGAGAAACAGGCCCAAAGUCUCCCACUUGCUUUCUACUGAUGGUUACCUAAAAACUUCCUUGUUCCUCUUCCCAAUAUCCAGCAACUGGUCAGCCCCCAGUUUCCCCUCCUGGGACCCCCUGCCCCCCUUCAGCCAAGUCUCUCCACUCUCCCUGACCACAGCCCCAAUGCUGGCUAGUGGGGAGUGGUCCCUGGCGACCCCCGGCUGGAAUUGGGGGGCUGCCCCUCCCCAAGGGUCUUGGAGAUGGCCUUGUAUCAGAGCCUCCGCUUGUGACUCAGGAGGCCGGUCACUGCCUCUCAGCCUAACCUACUGGAUGAAAUGGGGAGGCAGAGAACUCUGCACAUGACCUGGAGCUCCUUGGAGGGGGAAACGUGGGAUAGAAAUGCAACAGCAGUGAUAAUCUGCCCCUUCUCCCUGUGUCCCAAUCAGGGUCUGACGGGAGCCGGGCAGCUCAGCGAACCCCAUGGAGGUCAGUGGGAGCCACUAUGGCGAUUAUCAUCGCCUCCCAGACUACGAAGAGGAAGACUCUCCCCCCGAGGAUGAGAAGGAGCUGCUGGUGCACGUCACAGAGGGGCUGAAAGAUUCCUGGCAUCACAUCAAGAACUUGGACAACUUCUUCACCAAAAUCUACCAUUUCCACCAAAAGAACGGCUUUGCCUGCAUGAUGCUCUCUGACAUCUUUGAGCUGGUGCAGUUCCUGUUUGUGGUCACCUUCACCACCUUCCUCCUGUGCUGUGUGGAGUAUGACGUGCUCUUUGCCAACCGACCUGUCAAUCACACUCACCACGGAGGGGGCGCCAUCCCCGAGAGGAACAAGGUGACGCUGCCUGAUGCCAUCCUGCCCACGCCUCAGUGCGCCCAGAGGAUCCGUUCCAGCGGCUGGAUCAUCUUCCUGCUGGUGAUGGCUGCCACCUUCUGGGUCUACCGCCUGGUGAAAGUCCUCUGCAGCCUCUUGGGCUACUGGGAGAUCCGCACUUUCUACACCAAGGGCCUCAAGAUCCCCUCGGAUGAGCUGUGCAACUGCAGCUGGCAGGAGGUGCAGGCGCGGCUGAUCUCUCUGCAGCGGGAGCAGCCGAUGUGCGUCCACAAGCGGGAGCUGAGCGAGCUGGACAUCCACCACCGCGUCCUGCGCUUCAAGAACUACCUGGUGGCCAUGGUGAACAAGGCGCUGCUGCCGGUGCGCUUCCGCCUGCCCCUGCUGGGCGAGGCCGUCUUCCUGACGCAGGGCCUCAAGUACAACCUGGAGCUGCUCUUCUUCUGGGGGCCGGGCUCCCUCUUCCAGGGCAAGUGGAGCCUGCAGCCCCAGUACAAGCGGGCGGGGGCCCGGCUGGAGCUGGCGCGGCGCCUGGGGCGAGGCAUGGUGCUGCUGGGCCUGGCCAACCUGCUGCUGUGCCCCUUCAUCCUGGUGUGGCAGGUGCUGUACGCCUUCUUCAGCUACACGGAGGUGCUCAAGAGGGAGCCGGGCAGCCUGGGCGCACGCCGCUGGUCCCUCUUUGGCCGCCUCUACCUGCGCCACUUCAACGAGCUGGACCACGAGCUGCAGGCGCGCCUGAGCCGCGGCUACAAGCCCGCCUCCAAGUACAUGAACUCCUUUGCCAGCCCCCUGCUGGCCCUCUUGGCCAGGAACGUCUGCUUCUUUGCCGGCUCCCUCCUGGCCGUCCUCAUCGCCCUCACCGUAUAUGACGAGGACGUUCUCACUGUCCAGCACAUCCUCACGGCCAUCACCCUCCUGGGGGUCAUUGUCACCAUCGCCAGGUCCUUCAUCCCGGAUGAGCACCUGGUGUGGUGCCCAGAGCAGCUGCUGCAGUGUGUCCUGGCGCACAUUCACUACAUGCCUGACCACUGGCAGGGCAAUGCCCAAAAGGCAGAGACGCGGGAGGAGCUGGCCCAACUCUUCCAGUACAAGGCGGUCUUCAUCCUGGAGGAGCUGCUGAGCCCCAUUGUGACCCCCUUCCUGCUCAUCUUUGCCCUUCGCGCCAAAGCCCUCGACAUCAUCGACUUCUUCCGCAACUUCUCGGUCGAGGUGGUGGGGGUGGGGGACAUCUGCUCCUUCGCUCAGCUGGACAUCCGCAACCAUGGCAACCCACAGUGGUUGUCCCAGGGCCGGACAGAGGCCUCUGUCUACCAGCAGGCGGAGAACGGCAAGACGGAGCUCUCCCUCGUCCACUUUGCCAUCACCAACCCGCGCUGGCAGCCUCCCCCUGAGAGCUCCCUCUUCAUUGGGCACCUCAAGGAGAAGGUGCAGCAGGAUGCGGCCCAUGCACCCCCUGCCCAGCGCCUCUUGGCCGAGGCCCCCCUGGGCGCCUCCUUCCUGUCGGACGAGGGUCCCUGCACUGUGCCGGAGGCCCUCCUGGCCAGUGUCCUGGCAGCGGGAAGUGGCGGUCUGGCGUCCCAGGCAGAGAGGCGCCGCUUUGGGCAGCCGGGCAGCGCAGCCGGGGCAGCCGCCAGCAUCCUGGCCUCUCUCUCCUGCUCACAGCUGCCCCGGCGGGGCGAGAACGGCGUCUACCAGAGCGACAGCACCCUCCUCGGAGACAGGUAGGGAGAGGGGAGACCUGGGUGGUCUGGGGUCCAGGUCACGCACUCGGGCGCAAGGAUGGCGGCGCUGGGUCAGGCCCAGGCCUGCUUGGCUCCGGUGCUCUGACUCCCAGAUAGGGAAGGAGGGAGCCGGUGGGGGGCUGGAAAGAGACCCUGGGGGGCUCCAUUGGGCUCUGCCCCUGCCAUUCCCCACCCUGGUUCCUUCUGCCGUCAAGAAAGGAGCCGCCUGGGCUGCAGAGGGGCGGGUGGAGGAGGAGGGUGGGUGGGGGGCCGCCCCCCGCCCAGUUCCUGCUUCUUGCAGCCGGUGUGCCAAUGGGUCCCUGCCUUUCUGUGCCCCGCCAGUGUUGCCCCGCCUGAGACGCGCCCAGGGCCCCUCAGCCGCUCAGUGCUGCUCUCCGAGUUUGCCUCGGCCGAGAUGAGUCUGCACGCCAUUUACAUGCAUGAGCUUCACCACCAGCAGCAGCACCAGACGUCGCCACGCUCGCCCUCGCAGCCCUUGGCUCAAGCAGCUUCCCCCAGGCCCUCUUCGCAUGUGCGCAGCCAGGAUCUAACCCUUGGGGGCUGGGAAGAGGAAGAAGAGUCUCGGGCACAACAGCAGCAGCAGGGGGAGAAGAGCUAGCAGCUGCCCUCGCCCUUCCCAUCGCCCCCCCUCCUCUUGACGUGAUGGCUGCCGGCGGUGACUCGCUGGACUCCCCCCCCCUCCCAGAGCGUGGUCAGCCAGAAGAGGAGAGGAGCAGGACUGGGAAUGUGCCCUUGGCUGGCUGUGGACUCUGACGGGAGACGGGGACCCCCCCCUUCCUGGCUUUGGGUGUGUGCCCUCUGCGGGGGUGAAUAAGCUAUGGGCCGGAUCAGGCCCUGCCCGGUGCUACUCAUAGAGCUAUAGGGUUCCUGAGGUCGAUGAGAGGAUGGCUGGAGCCCAAUGCCCCCCCUCUCCUUCUCGCUGCUAUAUGACUUGCGCUGUGCCCCCCUCCCUCCCUCUUGCAAAGCAGCCCUCGGGGGGCAGGGGGCUCCAGCUCAGGACACUUGGGGGACAAAUAAAUGUUUACAGAUGUGGCUAA